UAUAGUAAUCUACUGUAUGUAGGAGAAACUACAUGUACUGUACCUGUGUAUGUACUGUACAUACAGUACAAAGCGUCCUUCCAUAGGCAUCCAGGUAGGAUGUACUUAGCUCUCCAUACCCAAGGAGUAUGUUGUCAAGGCACAUCAAAAGUUAUCACGGUCCUAGGACUCGACUCAUCCUUGUACUGUACUACUCUAACUACAAAACACGGAACAGAUAAUAAGAAUUAUUACCUCAAUAGCUACGAAUACACCCCUCCUCUCUCUCUCUCGGAGAGAGAGAUAGAUAUAUAUACCCAAGAUACGUAUUUCCAGACAGAUUGA
Messenger RNA from Rasamsonia emersonii CBS 393.64, 324 nucleotides. RefSeq lists its product as uncharacterized. The record is from RefSeq and is a predicted model, not a curated record. The transcript has a single exon. The annotation marks the transcript as partial. Lineage: Eukaryota; Fungi; Ascomycota; Eurotiomycetes; Eurotiales; Trichocomaceae.